GGGGGGGGCAGCCAUGGCGGCGGCAGUCGGGGCCGUGCUGCGCGGAAGGCGGAGGUGCCAAACGUUGGGACGGCUGCUGCUGCUGCGGCGGGGCUGCGCGGGGCUGGCGGUGGACGAUACUGUGAACGGGCUGAGUGAGGAGCAGCGGCAGCUUAGACAGACCAUGACAAAGUUUUGUCAAGAGCAUUUGGCUCCGAAGGCCCAGCAGAUUGAUCAGGAAAAUGAAUUCAAAGACAUGCGGGAGUUUUGGAAGAAACUCGGGGAACUGGGAGUUCUGGGGAUCACAGCUCCUGUGGAAUAUGGUGGAUCUGCUUUGGGGUAUCUGGACCACGUGCUGGUGAUGGAGGAAAUUUCUCGUGCAUCAGCAGCUGUUGGGCUUAGUUAUGGUGCCCACUCAAACCUUUGUAUCAACCAGCUAGUGCGUAACGGCAAUGAGGCUCAGAAAAACAAGUAUUUGCCCAAGCUAAUCAGUGGGGAGCACAUUGGAGCCUUAGCAAUGAGCGAACCCAAUGCUGGAUCUGAUGUUGUGUCCAUGAAGCUGAAAGCAGAUAAGAAAGGAGACUACUUUGUUCUGAAUGGAAACAAAUUUUGGAUCACCAAUGGGCCAGAUGCAGAUGUUCUCAUCGUUUAUGCUAAAACUGAUGUUAAUGCUGUUCCGGCCUCCCGAGGUAUAACUGCCUUCAUUGUGGAGAGGGGAAUGCCAGGUUUCAGCACAGCCCAGAAGCUCGAUAAGCUGGGAAUGAGAGGGUCUAAUACCUGUGAAUUGAUCUUUGAAGACUGUAAGAUCCCAGCUGAAAAUAUCUUGGGGACGCUGAGCAAAGGAGUCUAUGUUCUGAUGAGUGGAUUGGAUCUGGAGAGACUGGUCCUGUCUGGUGGACCACUGGGGCUCAUGCAAGCUGUUCUUGACCAUGCAAUUCCAUACCUACAUGUAAGAGAAGCAUUUGGACAGAAAAUUGGCCACUUCCAGCUCAUGCAGGGCAAAAUGGCUGACAUGUACACGCGGCUGAUGGCGUGUCGGCAGUACGUCUACAACGUGGCGAAGGCCUGUGACCAGGGCCACUUCAAUGCAAAGGACUGUGCUGGAGUGAUCCUGUAUUCGGCAGAGUGUGCUACCCAGGUGGCUCUGGAUGGCAUCCAGUGUCUGGGUGGGAAUGGUUACAUCAAUGACUAUCCCAUGGGACGUUUCCUGCGUGAUGCCAAGCUCUACGAGAUAGGGGCAGGCACCAGUGAAGUGCGCAGACUUAUCAUUGGCAGGGCAUUUAAUGCCACUUUUAAGUAAUGUCCACCAGUGGAGAGGCAGCACCUUGCCACCACGAGGCCUUUGAACAGAGAGGCUGAAGCGCACAGCUCUUUUCUUCCUGCUUGUCGUUCUGGAAUUGUCACUUGUGGACUCUCUUCUGCCUGCUCUGUGAACAGAUGCUGCUCGACUGCACUUUUACAAAAUGAAUCAGAUGGUAGCAUGGAAGGAAGAGUGGUUUUCUUCUCUUCUCGUGAUCAUCCUGAUUCAUUCUGUUCAUAAGCCAUCCCGAUUGUCAGCGUUACAGGGCUGAGGUUCAUCCAGAGGACAUAUCACCAUCGAAUCAGGCUGGUGAGCAGCAUGCCUGAAACAAGAGGCAGCCGUUGCUGAGCACAGAAAGUCAAAACACCACACCCACCCCACCCCAAAAAAAGAACACUGAGGGAACAAUUUUGUUCUUUUUAAAAAAAAAAAACAAACAAACCUGAGUGCCAUUAAAUAGCUAGCAUUUAGCAUAUUACCACUGGCAGGUGAAAUUUCCCAUUGUGACCUUCUGAUGGGAUUAAUAACUUUCAUUUUGGGAACACAACAUCAACCACUCCAUGGGCAUGGCUGUCACAGACGCUCAGGCAUCGUCAACGCACAAGCAGUGUUUUAGGUGAUGAUUCCUAAAACCUCAUUAAAAUACCACAUCUGUUUCUUUGCAUGCUUCCUUUCCUAUUCCUGCUGCUUCUCAAGAUAUUUCAGCGCAGCCCCAAGUCUUUGCUGCUGUGAUUGACUGCCUCCCGCUGGGUUAUUCAUCCAGAGGUGUCACCAUCCAUCAUUCUGGGAACAGUUAAAACAUCAGACCUGUAUUGUGACAUCCAUGAAUGAAGCAGGCAGGCAGGAGGAGGUUGACUUUUUUGGGCUGGGGUUAUUUGUUUUUUUUUUUCUGAAGGUUGUUCUUUUGACAAAAGCGUGUACUCGCACUAUACCUUGGGUUGGCUAGAGAAGUCAGAGUGAUCACAGCGGUAUUUGUGGGUGUUUUCAGUGCAUAUUAUAUACAGCAAAUUGAAGUUUACCUAGCCUUAUUAAAGAAAAUGGCACAGUAUACUGCCAGCCUUAAAGAGUGAGUCACAAAAAAAAAUUGGGUGUUGUAAAUAUGACAGAACAAUUAAUUAAACAGUUGCCAAGUAGGCAGCCUCCCAGUAGUUUUAGUUUUUUUUUUUUUAAAAAAAAGAGCUUAAAGCUUUGUGUAUUUUUUUUUUGUUUCUAAUUGACCUCCAUCUAUACUAGGUGACAGUAGACUAAUAUAUAACUUUAAAAUACCAUAAAUUCAAGAAAAAUUCAUCUUCCUGAAUUGCCAUGUAGGUCACCAAGUGUGCAUAAACGUUAUAAAACUUCACUUUAUCCAAAGAUAGAAACACCUUCUGAAGUCAUAGUGUCAGUGCCUUCUUCCUAAACUUCAUGUUUAUUUAGCUGUGGUGGAUGGCUGUCACUCUGGAAGUGUCCCAGGGUUUAAUUUUCAACCUUCAUCUCUGGAUGGAGGUCGCAGAGUGGACAGAGGUGGCCUGUCGAGAGCGUCUGGUUGAGCUGCACCUGAAAAUGCUUUGGAAAUGGGACUUGAAGCACGAGUGAAGUGUGUGUCAUGUGAAACACUAAGUGCAUUACUGUACAUUAAUGUUGGAAUUUGUUUAUGUGACCAGACGCUUAUGUUUUAUCACAGAAUGAUUACAGUUGUCAUCUUCUUGUACAUGCAAGUCGCAAAACCGCUGCAGCUGCUACACCCCAAUCUAGUGUCUGGUGAAAGCCCAAGGGCGGGAGUUUUCCUCUUUGCCCCGGUGCUGUGGGUAGCAGAUUCCUGCUGAGCAAGAGCUGCCCCAAACCCCACAGCCCUCGUCCCUUCCAGCACUGCCCUGCUGCAGCCGGGGCUGGGACAGCUACAGAGCCGCCGGUGCUGCAGAGCUCCUCUGCUUUCCGCAGGAGCUGCAGUUUCUGUGUCCCAGUAAAAACAGCAAAUCUAACUGGAGAGGUGGUGGGAACACUUGCAGGGGCGGCGAGGAGCACAGGCACGGUGUCUCCAACGCGGAUCGGAAACUCGUAUUUUACCAGUGUGUUUUUCAGCUCUUUAAUACCGGAAUGAAUCACUGCAAUUUUCCUUGAAGACUCUCCAAAGAAUGUAGGAACUGAAUCAUUGUUAUGUUCUAGCUCUGGCCAGAGGAGCUUCUCUAACGAGUGUUAGAGCCACGUCAGGAUUGUUAAAAAUAGGUUUUCUAAGACAGAAACAACCUGCAGAUUUUUAAACCUGUCCUCUUAACAUUGGAGAGGUUUAAUUUUUAAUACAAGUAAUAAAUAAUGCCUUCACUUUCUAGGCUGAUCAGCAUCUUGGAGUUAAAGGUGAAAUGAAUCAAUGUCUAACGCAUCACAGGACGGGGUGGAGGGAGAGGCUCAUAAAUCUUAAGUGGGGCUAUGUUAAUCAAAUCUCCCUUCACAGCAGCCCUGCCCGGACUGCCUUGGGAAGGGGCUGGCUUUCCUUGGGCUGAGCAGGUUUCACUUUGGUAUGAAAAGAAGGGCUGGGGAGGGAUCUUCAGGGGACAAGGGUUUUAACCUUUAUUGAAUACUAAUAAAAUAAGCAUUUGCUGGG
This is a messenger RNA of Tyto alba (common barn owl), 3860 nucleotides long. RefSeq names its product isovaleryl-CoA dehydrogenase (gene IVD). Gene Ontology annotation, molecular function: 3-methylbutanoyl-CoA dehydrogenase activity; flavin adenine dinucleotide binding. Gene Ontology annotation, cellular component: mitochondrion. Bases 14 to 1279 code for a protein of 421 amino acids. The transcript is spliced from 12 exons. Gene Ontology annotation, biological process: L-leucine catabolic process. The record is from RefSeq and is a predicted model, not a curated record. Lineage: Eukaryota; Metazoa; Chordata; Aves; Strigiformes; Tytonidae.